Molecule: messenger RNA, 465 nt
Organism: Entrophospora candida
Lineage: Eukaryota; Fungi; Glomeromycota; Glomeromycetes; Entrophosporales; Entrophosporaceae
Source: the annotation of a GenBank genome assembly
AUGAAGUUUAUUUUUGCUUUCCUUUUAUUGGCUACGCUCUCCAUGGUGGUAAAUGCUAUUCCACAUCAACUUCUUAAAAGAACUACUGCCUUUAAUCAAUGUCCUCCUACAACAUCUGGAGAACAACCACCACCUCAACUCAAUGUCGUACUUUCAUCUGAUCCUGUCAUUCCUGGACAAACUGAUAGUUUUACUAUUUCUGGAACACUAAGUCGUCCUGUCACCGAUGGCGACAUUACCGCUGUUGUAUUUAUUGAUCCUGUAGCUAAGGCUCCCAUAAGUGAUCCAACUAGUGCGCCAGCCGACCCUAAAACACCAUUUUCUCAAGUAUUGAAUGUUAAUGUGCCAGCAACAUUACCUGAUCCAUACAGUAUUCUAGUUGGUGUUGUAAAUACAAAAACUGGGGAAAUUAUAGGCUGUGCUGAAUCUGCAGAUCUUGACUAUUAUCCCAUCCCAUUAUUAUAA